Xenopus laevis (African clawed frog) is the source of this 1274-nucleotide messenger RNA. It is a transcript of the gene pdf.S, whose product is annotated as peptide deformylase, mitochondrial S homeolog. Gene Ontology annotation, cellular component: mitochondrion. NCBI's taxonomy places the organism in Eukaryota, Metazoa, Chordata, Amphibia, Anura, Pipidae. The record is from RefSeq and is marked provisional. Gene Ontology annotation, molecular function: peptide deformylase activity.
UCCUCGUGUGGGGACGCAGUUGCCGUGAAGACUUGCAGUGACAGUAGUAGCGAUGAAGGCAAUGCUCGGGAUAAUGAACUCAUUUAGGAUGACUGGAUUUUGAGAUGACAGCAGCAAUACACGUCAUGUAUUAUAUUUGAUGAUUAUAAGCGCUUGUCCAAGCAUGCUGCUUCAGAGAGGCUGCCGUGCUGUGGCUCUCCUGCUGUCUCCCUCCUACAGUAACACGCUGCUGCCUAACGUUACCCAUGUGCCUCGCCGCCUGUCCUCCUCUUCGUGGACUUUGGGGAAGAAGCGAAGUUACUGGCGGUACUUGAAGAGACGCGUGUUGGGAGCAGCCACACCUCCGUACUCCCGUGUCACCCAGACUGGUGAUCCAGUGCUGCGCUGCACUGCUGCCCGUGUCCCCUCGGCUCACGUGUCCCACCCAGACACACAGGCUGUCGUGAAUCAGCUGGUGAGGGUCUUAAGUGCCGGCUGUUGCGUCGGGAUAAGUGCCCCUCAGCUUGGGGUGCCUCUGCGGAUCCUGGCAGUUGCUUUCCCAGAACAGAUGUGCCAGGCAGUGCCCCCUGAGGUUCGCCAAGCGAGAGAGAUGAGCCCAUUCCCGCUCCAAAUAUUUAUUAAUCCAGAGAUGCGAAUCCUGAACUCCCAGACUCUCAGCUUCCCAGAGGGCUGCAGCAGCGUCCAGGGAUUCUCUGCAGUGGUGCCCCGCUACUAUGCCGUGGAGAUAUCGGGGCUAAAUCCAAAGGGUGAACACAUUACCUGGCAGGCUCAGGGUUGGGCUGCACGAAUAAUCCAGCAUGAGAUGGACCAUCUGGAUGGGGUUCUGUACAUUGAUAAAAUGGAUCCUCGGACAUUUGUCAACAUCAGCUGGAUGGAGGUCAAUGACUAGGAAAGUAGAAUGCUUGAAGCUCCAAGAUUCAUGAAAUGUGAUAAAUGGAUCUAUCAUCCAGAUGUAAGGACUCUUACACAUGGUCAUAUUUGUGCAUUUAAAAAUGCAUGCAUUGCAUUUAUAUACACACAGGAGUACAAACAGGCAGGAAAUAAUGGAAUCAGCUCCAGCCGAUGUUUUAAAUGCACAUCAAACUCACACAAACGGCCUGUGUGUAAGAGCUGUUAGAAUAGCAUUGUUUAUUGCAAUCUUCAAUACAGACUGUGUUCUGUGCAAGCUCAUUAUGUUUAUAUUGCAGAAGACUGAAAAACCUGGUCUAUUUUCUGCUGAAAUGGCUAUACUUUGUUAGACACCAAAAAAAUGCCUUCAUACUCUGCUAAAAUAA